AUGACAAGCAGAGCAGGCGGACUGUACGGAGGCAUCCAGUUCUCCUCGAACAAGGCCUUUGCUUCCUCUGCUGCCCCUCAGGAUACUCCUCCUACUUUCCCUGUGAGUCAAACUUCAGAGAACAACCAGACGCCACCAGCACCUGCGGCCAGCGACCAACCGCCCUCAACAUCCGCUUCGCAUAACGCGUCAGCUAGCACCAGCGAUGCAGGUGCUUCGAUGAAGGCCACAGCCGGAUGGUCCGCCAGUCUUGCAUUUGCGCCCGUUCGCCGAAAUCCAGCACAGAAGCCAAAAGCGCCUGCGGUGCGUCUCCCGGCUGGUGCAGCGGUCACCAUCGCACAAGCAUCAACUACUUCGUCAAGCGCAGUCAUCUCAAGCACUGCUGUGGUUUUCGCCCCACCAGCUCUUACGGAACCCCCCAAAUCCGCAGAAACCGAGUUCCAGGCGCAGGAACAAUCUCAAGGUCAGGGAUGGGGCAAGAAGGUCAAGCCGCCUUCGAUGGUCCUAGACGAAGACGUGAAUGGGUUCAAGGCACGACGAGGCGACCGACGAGGCGGCGGAGGUGGUAAGAAGAAGGGCAAAAAGAAAAAGAAUGCUCCUGUCAUUGCCGUCUGGGACCCUGAUGAGUCGUACGAUCCAAUGCGCCCGAACGAUUACAACGAGUACAAGAAUUAUAAACUGAGAGAUCGCGAAGAACGUCGGGAACAGAUGAUGGCCGAACGCCGGCGCGUUGAGGAGCGCAAAAGGUAUCGACGCAGCAGCAGCUAUUCCGACGACUAUGGCAGUGGCUCGGAAGACGAGCGUCCUCGCAAGACAGGGCGUUACGAUGAUCGUGAAGACGAUGACUAUGAUCACAUCCGGGGGCUUGGAGCCGCUCCUACGAGCGCCCCGCCUGCUGCGGUGGAUCCGGGUCUCACAGGUGACGAAGCAUACCAACGUAGGCUGGCAAUGUCCGCUGCUUUUCGUUCGGCAGUGUCCCCUGUCCCUGCCACUGUUCCAGAACCGGUACCCACGGCCAUAGCCUCCUAUACUAACCAGCCAGACUCAUUACCCGAUUCGUUCCCUGGCUUUCAUACUUCUGCGCCACCGCCUCUGGUGACAGAAGACGAUGGUGAUAAUGAUAUUCCUGGCUUGGGUGGAUCAGGCGCCAGCCCCGCAGCCCAGCCUCCCUUGGCCCUUGGCCCGGACGAAAUAGGCGAAGAAGCCUACUUGCGACGUCUCGUCUUGUCUCGGUCGCGUCCGCCCCUCCCGCCUGUUCCUUAUGUCCCAGAGCCGCCAACACUGGCAUACAACCCCUUCGCGCCCCCAACUUCAGUCCCUCCCCCUCCCGCACCUCUUCCUAUAGGCUCGUCUACGCUCUCAGAGGAGAAAGUACGCAGUAGCAGGGAGGCAGCUGCGGCCAUUGCGGCAAAACUGAAGGCACUUGCGCCGCCUGCUGGGACUGCUGAGCCAUCAGGAGUAUCAGUUGCUACCCCCACAAAGGAGGAAGUCGCGCACGAGAAACGAUCGGACCCUCAAGGUUUUGCUGCGAGGUUAAUGGCUAAGUGGGGUCAUAAAGAAGGGCAGGGGCUCGGCGCAGAUGGCGGCGGAAUUGUACACGCCUUGACCGUCGAGCAAGUUGCCGGAGGCAAAGGGAAGGGCAAAGGAAAGGAGAGCCAGGGCAAAGCGCCCGGCCCCGGCGCAAAGAUGGGCAAGAUCGUCAACCUGAAUGAGGAUGCGAAGACAAGGGAGGACAGAGAGCGAUUCGGCGAACCCAGCCGCGUAGUGGUGCUUACCAAUAUGGUUGGGCCGGAAGACGUCGGGGAUGAGGACCUCAGGGGAGAGAUUGGCGACGAAUGUUCGAAGAACGGUACAGUUGAGCGCGUCAUUGUGCAUCCAGUGUACCCGCCACCAGAGACUCCAGACGAUGCCGUCCGGAUAUACGUGCUUUUUGCCGGUCCUGUGGGCGCGUGGAAGACGGUCCGGGAGCUGGAUGGUCGCUACUUCGGUGGCAGGAGCGUGCGGGCGCGAUACUUCCCCGAGGAACAGUUCCAUCGUUUCGCAUUUGAUGCUCCCCUAUGA
Molecule: messenger RNA, 2061 nt
Organism: Postia placenta MAD-698-R-SB12
Lineage: Eukaryota; Fungi; Basidiomycota; Agaricomycetes; Polyporales; Adustoporiaceae
Exons: 6
Coding region: 1-2061 (686 amino acids)
Biological process (GO): mRNA cis splicing, via spliceosome
Cellular component (GO): precatalytic spliceosome
Molecular function (GO): nucleic acid binding
Source: RefSeq, a predicted model, not a curated record